Paramecium sonneborni is the source of this 1645-nucleotide messenger RNA. The record is from the annotation of a GenBank genome assembly. Lineage: Eukaryota; Ciliophora; Oligohymenophorea; Peniculida; Parameciidae.
AUGGAAGAAAUUUUGUAAAUUGUAUUUGAUUUAGGUGAAUAAAAAUAAGUAAAAGUAGAAAAAUAUAAAAGGAAACACUAAAAGUUUAUAGAGAUUCAGAUCCUGUAUAAUUAGCAUAAGAUUUUGUUAAUUAGCAUAAUUUAAAAAAUGAAGCGAUUCCAAUGAUAGAGGAAACAAUUUGGCAUCAUUUGAAACAAAUAACAAUAAAUAAAGCUUAAUAAUAAGAAAAUAUAUUUGAUAGAUUGCAUAAAGAAGCAUAAAUAAAAUAAUAAAGAAAAUAAAUUGAAUUUGCUAAUCAAUAAUUAAGUCAAAGAGUAAAUAUACCAUCACCAGUUAUUAAAUAUAAUCCUGGAGAUAUUUUAUAUUAGAAAGGAAUUUAACAUAAAGAAUAAUUAGAGUAAGUAUAAUAUUGAUUAUUAGACGUUUGUAAGAUUAAAGAAAAAUGGAAUAAUCUUAAAUAGAAUAUCCAUUUAAACCAUUUAUUAGUGAAAGAAGUUAACUUAUAGCAAAGCGACCACAUAAACAAUCAAUGCCAGAUUAUUUAAUGUAGAUGAGAAAAGAUAUUAGUAAACAUAAAGAAUAAAUGAGAACAAGUAGAUACUAAAUAGAAACAUAAGAAUGUUCAUUUAGACCUAAUAUUAAUUAAAUGUAUAAUUAAUUGAUAUAAACAAUGAAGAAGUUAAAAAAUAUUAAUGGAAAAAUCAAAAAAUUCAUAAUCUAAUAUUUAUGAUAGAUUAUAUAAUGAUGGAAUGUAAUCCAAAGUAAAACGUAUGAGUAAUAUGGAAAAUAUUGAAAGUUAAUCAUAAAGUUAGCUAUUAAAUCAAUAGAGUUCAAGAAAACAUAGCAAAACUGAAAUGCCAUUCUUAGAAAGAAUGCAAAUAUCAGUUUUUCAAUAAAGGAAGAAAAAAGAAGCCAUUAAUCCAUAAUAAGAAUAUGAUUAAAGCACAGGAUAAAAACUAUAUCAUCCUUAAAUAUGCAGACCUCCUAUAUCUGUAUAAUAUAUAUAUUUAAUAUUAGCGUAAUGCUGAUCAUCUACCUAUUGGAGAAUAUUUGUAUUAAAUGAGAACAAUCAAAGAAGAUAAAUUUCAUUUUUUAAUAGAAUAAGAUAGAUAGGAUUAAUAAAAUUAAAGAGCAAGAUCUCUUGAUAAGUCAAAUCAAAUUUAUGAAAUCAAAAAAAAAAAGUUUAUUUAUGAAAUCUUUAAUUUAUUAGAUUCAGAUAGUGAUGGACUCAUUUCUGCAUAAAAAAUAGAAAUAUCAUCAAUUAAUUCUGAAAUCUUAUAAAUAUUAACUCCUUUGUUAUGUGAAAUGGAAUAAAUUAAUGCUUAGUUGAAUCAGCAAUAAUUUUAUGAAGCAGCAAACAGACUUAUAUAAACAUUGCCAAUAGUUGAUAGAGAUAAGUUAUUGAAAGGAUUAUCAAGUAAAUAAAAAACUUAACAAGAAGAAUAUUCGUUUUAAGUAUAUCAAUUUUAUGAUAAUAUAGCCUAAAUUAAAUUAAAAUUCAAUGAGAAUUGUCAGUACAAGAUAAAAUCAUUCAGUAAGUAAUCAUAAACAUCAAAUAUACUAAAAAGAUGAGAUGUAAGAAUGUACAUUUAAACCUAAAUUAUAUACUCCACUUAAAAUAUAUGAAUUUAUGCUUAAUUAAUGA